Molecule: messenger RNA, 525 nt
Organism: Plenodomus lingam JN3
Lineage: Eukaryota; Fungi; Ascomycota; Dothideomycetes; Pleosporales; Leptosphaeriaceae
Source: RefSeq, a predicted model, not a curated record
AUGCUCAUCCCAGCUCUGCUCCUUCUGGCUACCGCCGUUUCGGCUCAGCAAUCACCCCCCAGUGUCGUCACCUCGAUGAACGCGACUGCAACGCCAGCCAUUCCGCCCAUGGAACCUCCCAGCGACUUGUGGACAAACGAUUGCGAUUGCAUCCAAGAGCCCUGUCUAGCAUGUGCGCAAGGACUCCCGUGUGCCCCCGGCUCGACAAGUGAUGGCGAUGUCAUGUCCAUACCGCAGGGGGAGACGCCCAUCUCUACAGGUGAAAUGGAGCCUACCGUCAUCUACACGAACCCACUGCGAUCGAGCGAGUCGGCCGUCUCCUUCCUCCCGCCUGGAGAGACACCUCUCUCGACUGGCUCACUGGACAUUCCCGCAACCGCAACCCUCAACAUGACUGCUGUCCCGAGCCCGACCCUCUCUGGCUCUGGACUGCCAGAACAGACAACCAAUGCGGCUGUGGCGCGGAAAGGUGAUGGUGCUGUCUUCUUCUUAGGCCUGCUCGGCGCAGUAGGUGCGCUUCUAUGA